CGCGCUGGCCGGGGGGAGGAACGGGCGGCCGCAGGGAGGCCUCAGCGCAGCUCUCCCACAGCCCUGCGGUCCCGCCCUCCCGGUGCCAUGGAAACGCGGCCCGUUGUGCCCAGCGCGGCGGGCCGCCUGGCGCCGCACGCGACUCUGCAUGGCCCACGUCCGGCCGCCUUCCAUGGCCUCGGCCAGGACCUGCUCGCUCCCGCAAGUCGCCGCCUCGAGCCCCUCCGUUUCCUUCCCCUCUUCCCCGGCGGCGACGGUCCUAACCCGGGUGCGGGCGCGGGCCGAGGCGCAGCUGAUCUCCGCGAUAGCCAGCGAGCGGGCCAUGCGCUGGAGCGAGGUUGUUGCACAUUACACAGCACUCUUGAAAACUUUGAGCAAAGAGGAACUUCCCAAAGACUUUGAGCCUGGUCCUUACUAUUCACAACUGCUAUUUGAAACCUAUUAUCAUUUAGCUGUAGCUUUCCAAAGACAGAAUCGCCAUCAGGAAGCAGUGCAAGAGCUUAAUAAAGCAAUAGACGUUGCAUCUAUCCCUAAGAUUGCCUGUCGAGUUGGCUGUGUUUCCAGAACUUUCCUUCAUACACCACUAUUUGCGAGAAGAGCGUAUGCAUAUGUAAAAUGUGAUCGUUUGAAAGAAGCAAUAGAUGACGCUAACAAGGCUGUUGAGUUAGACCCUUUGAACCCUGAUGUAUAUUGUGUUCGUGCUCUUGUUUGGAACACAAUGAAAGAAAAGAAGAAAGCGCUUUUUGAUUUAAACUGCAGCCAGAAACUAAAGCCUUGUCAUAUUUCCACUUUGAUCAUAAAGGGAAUUAUUAAAAAUUCUCUUAUGGCAACAGGGGAUCCACAGUUUGUAGGGAAGAAUAAAGAUCAUGAAAAGGCUUAUAAACUGGACAAAACUAGUAAAAAUUUCUUUGAUGUAGGAGAUUUCCAUAGUCCUAAAAUGGAUGAUUUCUAUGAUAGAUUCCUAUGGUCCCUCAAUGUUCCCCACACAAUAAUGCAAGUCAACUUGUUGGCUGGAAGUUCAUUCACUACACAGUUACCAUCUGAUUCAUUUCACAGAGAGAAGAGAAUGGACUUACUUCCCGGGCAGAGAGUGGGGUCGUUUGUCUGUAGCACUUCAACCAGUUAUCUUGACAACACUGCCUUUGCAAAGAGGGCAUCAUAUGGAAAGGCAUUGAAGGAUUCUGGUUUAAAAUUGAACGGCAGCGAGAUUUCAGAGAGGAUUCUAAGAAUUACACGGGCAGCUUCAGAAUGGUCAGAAAAGAGGACAUCCUGUAAAUCUGUGAAGGAAGAUUCACAGACAACAGAAGCAUCAACAUCUGGCGCCCUUGCAUGUAAGAAGAAGCCAGAGCAAAAGAAAUCUGAAGCCAGCAAGACCAAAUCCAAUAAAUAAGAUUUCUCUGUAAGUGUAGUUUCAAACAAUGGCCACACUUUGCCUUUCCCAUUAAAUAAGAUCAUGUGUGAUAUUUUCUGUGGUACACAGGUUUUAAAAUUAGCUUUUCCCUUUCACAAAAUUAGCUCCAGUGCUAACUUGAUGAAAUUCUGUCAUUUUUAUUUCACUUUUUAAUGUUUUGUGUGUAUUAGAGGCCCCUUGUGCCUAUAUUUCACAGAGGAAAGCAUCCAGAAUGAAACUGUCAAACAUUUGGCUAUUUGGCCAGUCCAUUUGUAGAGAAAUCACUGGCUUUUUCUGAAAAUUUUGUCACCCAGAUCCUCAGUCCUCUCUACCUCCCAAGAACUUAGUAUACCUAUGCCCCAGCUUGCCCUGAUGCACUGAAUGCGGCACCUGGAGAUCUGGCACUUUCUGUUUUAGCCAGGUCCUUCAUCCUAUACUAUGUAAUUGUGGAAGGGGAUAAGGAAACCAAUUCACCAUUGCUGAAACAAAUGAAAAGGCUUCCUGGCUAAUUACAGUAUAUUCUGUAUGAGACCAGUCUACUGUGUUACUCCAGCGGUAGGAGUAACUGAGUGACUCGGCUGUACAUCUUAUCCCAAUGAAAUGUAUUUGUGUUUACAUUUUUUUUAUUUAAAAAGUAGCUAAAAGCAGUUCUUGUUAAUACAACUCAGUCUCUCCUGUCCUACCUCCUACUCAAAAUAGUUCACUCCAUUCAGCAGAAAAACUGCAGGAACCAUGCUCCUUACCUCCAAAGCCUAGGCUGGAAGGACAUUGUCAUUAAAAUAAAAAAGUCUCUAGACUAUGAUGCAGCUCCUGAGUCGUACUUUUCUACCUGUUGGGACAGAGAAUCCUUCCCUCCAGUUUUCCUGUGAGUGCCCAUAAAAAGUUAAGUAGCACAUUCCUCUCUGACACCAGUACUUCUGCCACCUCAAACAGUAGUUUCCUGGAGCACUGAGUGAAGUUUUGUAUGGUGAGGUAGUAGCACCAGUAUGAAUUAAAAGGGGUGGUGGGCCUCUCAGACUCUUUUCUUUUAAAAAUUUCAUUUCAAAAUAUUAGGCAUAAUGUUCAACAUACUGUAAAGUACAACUGUCAAAAUAUUCUAAAAUGAGGCAGUCAUUGUUAUGCACCAUAGCUAUUAUGAGUCACCAAUAGCUCAAUAGUGUGACAUAUGGGAGGCUGUUCAGCUAAUUAUGUGGGCUAGAAUAUCCGUAUUCUCAUGGUUUAAUUUGAGGUCCUAAACUAGGUAGAAUUAUAAUUUCUUUCUUUCUAAUAUAGCAUCCAUGUCCAAGCAUAAAUUUUUCUUUCCAUGCAUUUAGUGGAUGGACACCACACAAGAUGCCACCUCCAGCCUUUUCUUAGGCUUUAAACUAUGGUUCUGCUUCGAGUGCUGUCCCUGUGGGUGCUCCACUUUAGGUGUUUGUGCUGUCAGCACCGGGAGCUGAAGUAAUGGAAAAUCCCAGCACCGUCAGCACUGCUAGAGACAGAGACUCUACAGGAGCAGGCUCCGAUGCAGGCACUAAGGGGAAAUCAAGACCCUGUGCCUCUGCACUGCGAUGUACGUUCAUUCCACGGGCAGGCAUCCAAUACCGGCACCGGCUGUGCUGUCAGCACCGGGAGCUGAAGUAGCGGAAAUUCCCGGCACCGCUAGAGCCAGAGACUCUACAAGAGCCGGCUCCGACACAGGCACUAAGAUGAAACCAAAACCCUGUGCCUCCGCAUUGCGAUCUACAAAUGGUGGCGCGGUGCCACUACAAAAGGCAGCUUCUUCAAAAGUUCACCUAACACGCACAGAGGCGCAGCCAGCAGCGCUGCCUUCUCUGCAGCCCUGGCACUAACAAGGAGGCAGCCCCAGGGGCCAAUCAAACCAUCACAGCAGCAGUUCCUCAGACAGAGGGUUCUGGUAUUCAUCUCUGCCCCUGAUCCUCCUAUCUGUGGUACCAAUACGAGAAUGAUACCCUCGGCACCAAGUCUCCUUGUGUCCCCGACAUCACUCACUGUCUCGCUCCUUAUUUGAAGGAGGAAGAUGAGGAAGAACAGGGAGCUAUUCCCCCAUCGGCUCCUAUCCAUCAGGAGUCAGUAAACUCAGGAGUCUCACCUGGGGCAUAUUAUGCUGUCCCUGGGUACUUACAGUGGUAUGGGGACCCCCUAUGCCGCUCCCAUCCCAAUGGGCAUACUGGACUCCAUGGGUCAUAUGCCCCACACAAGGGGGGACUGCCCACCACGGCCAGACCCAGCACACAGUAAUUCCCCACAGCUUCUGUACCAGCACCCUCAGUGGUACCAGGGGAAGAGGAGGAAGAACCUCCACCCCUGCAGGGGACAUCACUUACCAUCAUUGUCCGCAGAGGACAACUUUAUGCCUCCUCCCCCUAAUAGUGGGGAUGAUUUCAAACUGUUCCAUGGCUUAUUUGAGAGGGUGUGGCCCUCUCUGGACAUCUCUCUUGAGGAGAUCCCGGUGAUACAGCAUGGGCUAGUGGACUUUUUGCAUACAGCUGCUUUGUUUAAAAAAAAAAUUGCCCUUCACAUGAAUGAGGCACUGAUGGACCUUGUAAGGGUCAUUCUGUGGACCCCUAUGGCUGCCCCUCCAGCUGGUGGGAGGUCUGACAGGAGGUGUGUACCAACAAAGGGCAUGGAUUCAGCACCUGAUUUCUUAGUGAUAGACGCAGUCCAGCGACAUGGCAUGCAACAACAGCCCUGAAACACAACUCAUGAUAAGGACUGGAAAAGACUUGAUCAGUUUUGGCAAUAAGGCUUACUCCUCGGCUAUCCCUCAUCUCCGCAUAGCCAACUAUGCAACAUGACUAACAAAAUACAACUAUACAAACUACACAAAAAUGUCCAAAUUGACUAACUUUAUUGCCAAGGACAAGGGAGAACAAUUUGCAGCACUUGAUUCUGAGGACAGGGCUGCAACAUCGUUGUCGAUGGUGGUUGUAAUGAGAAGGGCCUCAUGGCUCUAUCUUUUUGGCUUCCCCGCAGAGGUGCAAUCCACAGUGGAAGACUUGCCAGCCCCAGUUAUUUACCAAAAAGACAGAAGACUCACUCCACUCACUCACGGACUCACGAGUGACUCUCUGAUCCUUGGGAACCUAGAACCCCAAACUGAACAGGAAACAGAGGAAUUACUUUACACCCCAGUGAUACCACUGGCCAAUGUAUUCAAACAACAACAGGGUGAUUUGACUCACAGGGUCGCAGACACAGUCCCUGAGGGGCCAACAAUCUACUUCUCAAGUUGCUGCAUCCCAACCAUCAACUUCCCCUAACAAGAACUCCGGUGGAUGGACACCAAUGCUUGACCUCCAAUAAUUCAACAAGUUUGUCAGAAACACAAUGAUUCCAGAUGGUCCCACUAUACACUAUAAGCGACUGCCUGCUAAAAGUGUCAACCCAGUAGACAGCAUUGCAAGCCACUGAAGAGGUGGUAACCCUCUUCAUGAAUCUGGGCUUCCUAAUAAAUACCGACCAGCCCACUCUAACAACAGUGCAAGAGCUGGACUUCAUUGGGGCCCACCUCAACUCUCUCAAGGCUAUAAUCUCACUACCGAGACACCGUUCUCUCACUCUCACCAGCCUCAUACCUACUGCGUGAAAUAGCCCACAGGUAUCUGCCAGGACUUGCUCCCAACUCCUUGACUACAUGGCAGCCACAACAUUUGCUGUCAGACACAUCAGAUUAAACAUCCGUUGCCUACAAGGAAGGCUAUGUAUCAGCUUUGUUCCACACAGGCAUGGCAUAAACAUGCACCCCAUGAUACUGGGCAAAAUAAAGGACUCCCUUCUCUGGUGGGCAAAACCGACCAACGUAUGCACGGGAGCACCCUUCAUUCAGACCACAAAUGUCUCACUCCUGGGAUGCGGAGCACACCUGCACCCACAUUCUGUAUAGGGCUGCUGAUCCCUUGCAGAAUCCCUUCAACAUAUAAACCUAUUGGAACUUCAAGCUGUCCGCAACGCUUGCUCCCAAUUCCUGCCACUCAUCAAGGACAAGGCUAUUUGAAUCCAUGAAUCUCACUCCCACUUCUGUCUCACCCACUGUCCCAGGACUCAGGCCAUGUCCUGGAUCCACAGAAACUCAGUCUCAGAGCAUGGCUCCUCCAUGGCUCACGGAACCUGAGCUGACCUGUUCAGAUGAGAUAUAAACUAUAGUUACACAGUUGAACAGAAAUGAACUGUCGCCCAUACACCCUGAAGGGGAGACAAGUUAAGACCUGGUGCCAACUAAAACGGAUGACUUCCAUUCCAGGGACAUUACCCUCUAUACUGCGUUACCUAUUAGAACUCAAAUGGUCAGACCUAUACAUGAGCUCAAUAAACGUCCAUCUACCUACCAUCACAACAUUCCACCCCAGGUGGAUUGCCAUCCCGUCUUUAUCCAUCUACUGACCCAGUGUUUCCUCAGAGGACUCAAUAAUGCAUACCCUGAACUAUGUGAGCCUACUACACCAUGGGACCUGAACGUGGUCCUUCGGAUCAUCACCUCUUCCCCGGUUGAACCCAGGAAGACAUAAUCACUACUACACCAUUCUAUGAAAGAGCAUUUCUUCUGGCAGUGACAUCUGUCGGACAAGAGGGAGCACUGUGAGCUUUCAUGGCGGAACCCCCAUACAUGGUCUUCUUUGAGGAUAAAGCCUUCCUCAGACCACACCCCUAAACCCCACACAGAUAGAACACAUUACACACUUCAUAAUCUUGAUGUUCGGAGAGCAUUGCUUCUUACAUAGACAGGACUAACCCAUCCCAUAAAUCAUCCAGACUGUUUCUAUCCAUCACUGAAUGCUUCAAAAGGAGCACCAUCUCUAAAUAAAGACUUUCCACAUAGAUCCAUAAUCGCACAAAACUCUGCUAUCAUCAGUGUGACUGCCAGUCCCUCAUGGGGAUUCGCUCACAUCCCACUAGAGCUUUAUCAGCCUUCACGGCUUCCCUGCACAAUGCACCUGUCACAGACAUUUGUAGAGUUGCUGCCUGGGCCUCAGCCCAUACCUUUAGACAGCACUAUGCCUUAGAGCAACAGGCAACAGCUGAUACCUCCUUCGGAUGCUCUCUACUAUCAGAGGUCACGACUUCAACUCCGAAGCACCUCCUUCCAUUGGAGGGCACUGCUCUGAAGUCACCUAAAGUGGAGCACCCACAGGGACAGCGCUCGAAGAAGA
Messenger RNA from Chelonia mydas (Green sea turtle), 6540 nucleotides. RefSeq lists its product as uncharacterized. The transcript has 11 exons. The record is from RefSeq and is a predicted model, not a curated record. The coding region runs from base 149 to 1390 and encodes 413 amino acids. Lineage: Eukaryota; Metazoa; Chordata; Testudines; Cheloniidae. Gene Ontology annotation, molecular function: protein binding.